UAUCAUCUGAGUACUUACUAGAUGUUCCAGUUUCGAGUUGCCGGUACCAUCGCCAAGUGCAUGUGAAAUUGCGCGCCCCAUCCGGAGUGCUUCAGCCUGAGGCUUGAGGCGACGAACCGACCACUGUGCUGCUCGUGUCUUUUUCGAGCUCUGACCUUCCCGCAGUAGGGCUCUGCAUUCAUCCAUCACUCUCAGUUCAUUCACCAUGGGACGACCAACGGAGAGCAACCAGGACAGUCUGACGGUGCGCGACAACCGUACGGGCAAGACGUACACCAUUCCGAUUGUGGACAAUGCGGUGCCCGCGACUGCGUUCAAGGAGAUCAAGGCCCCAAGGAAGCCUGACGAGCGGGAGGAGAACGAGACUGAGAAGGGCCUGCGGGUGCAGGAUAAGGGCUUCCUGAACACAGCUGUCAUCCGGAGUGAGAUCACGUAUAUUGACGGUGAAGCUGGAGUGUUGCGCUACAGAGGCUACCCUAUCGAGCAACUUGCUCUGCACUCGUCACAUCUGGAGUCGGCGUACUUGCUCAUAUAUGGCUCACUUCCAACAAGAGAGCAACACCUGCACUUCGAGACGGAGGUAAUGCGUCAUGGCAAUAUGCACGUCGACUCUGAGGAGUUCUUCCGUUCUUUCCGGUAUGACGCGCAUCCGAUGAGCAUGCUCACGAGUGCAUUUGCAAUGCUCGGAUCGUUCUACAGCGAAGCCAACCCUUCUCUGCAAGGCCAGAAACUGUACACGAAUGGCGACAAGGAGUCGCUCGCUACGAUGGACAGACAGAUCUACCGACUGAUCGGGAAGGCGACUACACUCGCCGCCAUGGCAUACCGUGUGCGGCAAGGACGCGAGUUCGUCACACCCCCAGUCGGACUUAGCUACACGGGCUCGUUCCUAUACCAGAUGGACCACCUCGGCGAGGAGGACUACAAGCCCAACCCGGUCCUGGAGAAGGCGCUGGACGUCCUGUUCCUCAUACAUGCAGACCACGAGCUGAACGCCUCAUGUACGACUGUCCUACAAACGGGUAGCUCGUUGGUCGACCCCUACUCUGCCAUUGCGGCUGGCUGCGCGUCACUAUAUGGACCAUUGCACGGUGGUGCCAACGAGGCCGUCAUUCGAAUGUUGGUCUCAAUAGGCAGCCCUGAGAAUGUUCCUGCGUUCAUUGAGGCCGUCAAGAGACGCGAGAAGACGUUGUCUGGCUUUGGUCACCGCGUGUAUAAGACGUCUGAUCCUCGGUCUUUCAUUGUGAGGAAGACAGCAGACGAGGUGUUCAAAGUCACAGGAAGGGAUGCACUGCUCGAGACAGCUAUGGCAUUGCAUGACGCUGCUAUGAAGGACGAAUACUUUAUCAAGCGUAAGCUUGCACCCAACGUUGACUUCUGGAGCGGCCUGAUCUACCGUGCCAUGGGAUUCCCAAUGGACUUUUUCCCGGUGUUGUUCGCCGUCCCGCGGGUGGUUGGAUGGUUGGCGCACUGGCGCCAGAUGAUGUUGCAAGACGGCGGUGUGAAGAUCUGGCGUCCCAGGCAGGUGUAUGUCGGCGCAGGCAAGCGCGAAUACGUGCCCAUCGAGAAGCGCGGUCCCGUGCAGGGGCUGAAGGAGACGCCGUCGGCUGUCGAGCAUGGCGGUAUUACGAAGAGGACCAUGCUGGCGAGCUUCAAGGGGAAGAGCAGGCUCUGAGGGCGGUGUACUGUACCUUCUUGCAUACCCUGUCUGUGUUGUCGAAUGCGCAUUUCAUUACAGCCUCUGUUC
Molecule: messenger RNA, 1747 nt
Organism: Rhodofomes roseus
Lineage: Eukaryota; Fungi; Basidiomycota; Agaricomycetes; Polyporales; Fomitopsidaceae
Product: peroxysomal citrate synthase
Exons: 17
Coding region: 206-1675 (489 amino acids)
Biological process (GO): tricarboxylic acid cycle
Molecular function (GO): acyltransferase activity, acyl groups converted into alkyl on transfer
Source: RefSeq, a predicted model, not a curated record